Messenger RNA from Suillus bovinus, 2201 nucleotides. Its product is annotated as cytochrome P450. Gene Ontology annotation, molecular function: monooxygenase activity; iron ion binding; heme binding. Bases 262 to 1998 code for a protein of 578 amino acids. NCBI's taxonomy places the organism in Eukaryota, Fungi, Basidiomycota, Agaricomycetes, Boletales, Suillaceae. The transcript has 11 exons. The record is from RefSeq and is a predicted model, not a curated record.
GCUGCAUAUACUAGUGUAAGCUUUAAGCUUGAAUGGGCUCUUGCAUCUUACACUCACACUCACACUCACGUCAAAGUAGUCCCAAUUUUAAUUCAGACACGGGUUUCGGCUUCUAUGAAUCAUUCUUGCUGACGAAAUCGGAAAAGCAACCGUGACUGUGCUCGUUCCGACGGAGUACUGUGCACAGUCACUUGUGCCUGUACAAAGCCGUUCAACUUCGUAGCCCAUGCCGCCAUCAAACUGCCAGAGAAACGGUUAUAAAUGAUCACCCACUUCAAAUCAAACAUAACCAUGAACAUAUCUACCAUCCCUGUACCCUCUCCAUCAAGUCUCUGGACAACCGUACGUUCGGUUGGCCCAUUCAAUGUCGCUUGUUCAUUUGCUGCAUUAUGGGCUUUUGUGAAAGUCUUAAGGAUGCUUCGUUGGCGAUUCAAGACGACUCAACUGCCGGGUCCGCCUCGUACCAGCCUCAUAUACGGCGUUUCGCACGACCUCGCCGCAUCUCACGAUAGUGCUGCAAUGUAUGAACGUUGGGCAACGGAAUAUGGGGUCACCUACAUGAUUCCGAGCGUCCUCGGGCAGACUAGAGUCGUGCUGUGUGACCCAAGAGCUAUAGCACAUUUCUACGCCCGGGAGACAUGGACAUAUGUACAGACACCCCUUUCAUUGGCGAUUCUGGAGUCAUCAAUCGGUAAAGGGCUGUUGUGGUCUCAGGGUGAAGCACACAAGAGGCAGCGGAAGGCCCUCACGCCAGCAUUUAGCAAUGCAGCGAUUCGGAAACUUACAUCGGUUUUUUAUGACUCAGCCUACAAGGCUAAAGGAAAAUGGGACUCUGUCAUAGAAUCGAGCAAAGAUGGCGACGCCGUCAUCGAGGUCCAGAACUGGUGCGUAGCUUUUCUGACUUUGCAAGUGGAAUUCCUAAUCGAAACGACUCAAAGGAUGAAUCAUAUAUCUCUGGACACUAUUGGCAUUGCAGGUUUCUCCCAUGAUUUUGGUUCGCUCGAUGGAAAGCACGCCAGCGUGACCGAAGUGUUUGAUACUUUCGGAAGCAACCAACAAGCCUCAGCAGUGAACCAAGUUUUUAUCCUGCUCGCAUCAGCAUUCCCUAUCAUUCUCAACAUUCCCAAUAAGCGGCAGGAUCUGUUCAAGAAACUUGGGGAAACAAUGGGACAAAUAUCUAACGAGUUAUUAAUUCGUAGCCGCCGAGAGAAAGAUCUGAAUAUGAGCGAGAAAGACGAGGAGAAGUCCAUAAUCGGACUGUUGAUUAAAUCCGAAGAUCAGAAUACCGAGCUUCAUAUGUCGCCGGAGGAAGUAUUGGCUCAGAUGAAGGUCUUACUUCUCGCGGGUUAUGAGACGACAUCCAUCAGUCUUACAUGGGCACUGAUUGAGCUAUCGCAACACCCCGACGUCCAAAUCAGGCUCAGAGAAGAAUUGCUUGCGUUUGGCCCUGAUCCGACAUAUGACCAAUUAAAGGCUAACCUCCCAUACUUGGAUGCGGUUGUCCAUGAAAUUCUACGAAUUCAUCCUCCAGUGCCGGAAUUCACUCGUCUGGCAGCGGCAGAUGACGUCAUUCCCUUGAGCGAACCUGUGCGCACGGUGUCCGGGACAAUGACGGACAGUAUAUCUAUAGCGAAGGGUACAUUGAUCACGAUAUCAGCCGCGGCGAUCAAUCGCUCUUCGGCCAUCUGGGGACCUGACGCAAAAGAAUUCAAGCCUGACCGUUGGCUGACUGAAGAAGGCAUUCCUGGAAAGGCCAAGGAAGUCCAAGGUCACAAACAUCUGCUGACAUUCAUCGAUGGCCCGAAGACGUGUCUUGGAAAAGAUUUUGCGAUCAUGGAAUUCAAGACGGUUUUAUCGGUUCUGGUGAAGAGCUUCGUGUUCGAGAUGCGGGAUGGACUGGAUACUCCAGUUGAAAUUGCAAGAGGAAUUUUACCUCGUCCUCGGGUUGUUGGAGAGGAUGGUAUCGGGGUACCUUUGAGAGUUCGCCGGUAUGAAUGAUUCGUCGCGGUGCACCAGAUUUUACUAUAAAUGUUUCUCCAACUUAUUGGAAGCUUAUGUUGUAUUAGGAUCGGAAGGAUUAAUACAGUAAUAUGGACAUUAUAUAGCUUUAUACAUGCUUUGCUAUCCUCUUGCUAGCUAACACUGUUUAAGUGAUAAGCAAUGUACACCUCGGCUUGUCCUCCGAGUCUUCGACAUUCAAA